UUUAAAACCUCAGAACUUCCGUAAAGCGCGGUGCAGUGAAAUGUGAGUUGUAAGCGCAAUCGGUCGUGAUACCCGGUGAGGUAUGCCUCGUGUGCAGUAUCCUCACCACCAUGAGAUGGAUUUCGCGUCCUACAGAAAUCUCCAUUUCUACCCCAAGUCGACCGUACUAGAAAGACUGGGCAUAGAACCUCAACUCUUGCAUUUCCAGCAAUAUAUACGUUAUUCGGAACCGCUGGAUCUUCCUGCGGCUCCGUUGGAUUUGAGCCUGAAAAGCACGCAAGUUCCUAUCACACCCCCAAGUACACCUUCGCCAAAGACUAAGAGUCCGACGCCGGAAGUACCAAGUAAGAAAUCAAAGUUGAGUUCAUUAAGCCCGAAAAAAAACAAGGCUAUCCGUAAGCUCAAUUUUGACGAAGACAACAGCUCACCAGUGUCCGGUACCAUAAUUCGAGAACUGCGCCCCGAUGAAAAUUUAGUCGUAAGGAAAGGCGACAUCGACCCAGCGUUCAACGUGGUCGAAAUAACCGAAGAAGCCAAAGCAGAAUUAGCCAAGAUCGAAAACCACAUCGGCGAUUACGUCUGCAGGCUGUGCAAAGAACUCUACGAGGACGCUUUCGGAUUAGCCCAGCACAGGUGUUCCCGCAUUGUCCACGUGGAGUAUCGUUGCCCCGAAUGCGACAAGGUGUUUAAUUGCCCCGCAAAUUUGGCAUCGCACCGGCGAUGGCAUAAACCGAGGGUUAGCAAAGAAAACAAACAGGACGACGGAUCAGUUAGCGAAUCAGAGUCCGGCGAGCAGUUUCCCUGCAACGAUUGCGGCAAAAGAUUUCGCAGGAUAGCCUAUCUUCGGAAACAUCAGGCUAUACAUCAAGUCGACUGACAAAGGCUUGUCCCAGUCCGGCCUAUACCGAGACUGCCCCCUUCAUUGUGGAGACCGCCACCAUUGCCCCCCGUUGGUGGGGAUGCUGUUGCUCCCGAAAGGUUCUUUCCUGGUAUGAAUUGGUUGGAUUUUUCAAAUUGUAAAUAAUAUUGUAAAAUAAUUUCUCCGUACUGUACAGUUUUCAUAAUUAGGCACAAAAAAUGCUUUCGUUAGAUAUAAUUUAAGAAGAGUAUUUUAAAAUACUCAUGGUUAGCGUUUUGCGUAUAUCAUUAAUGUUUGAAGCCAAAGAUUUUAUAAACAUGAGUUACUCAAUUCUAUAUUAAAAAAGUGUAAAAUAAGUAAGACCAAAAGAUGUGAUAUUUCACGGUAGAACAGGGUCUAUUUAGUUAGUUAUUUUGACUGAAUCUGAGCUUCUGGUCAUUUUUCAAGCAUUGCUAUUACUUGCAGUUACAAUUUUUCUAAUACGGAUGUCGGAUAGCUGUUCUAAAAAUCAGAAUACAAAAUUUAUGUUAAAUGUUCGCAUCUAUUCGUAAAGCACUAGAUUCUUUUAUCCAUUUGUCUUUGCUUAAUAUCUGAGUAGGGUGCUUGGAUGGUGUUCUUCAAAAUAGUUUCCAUAAUUUCCAAAAUAUUGUGGCUGAUUACACAACUACCGUAAUUAAUAAUUCCAUAAAUAACUUAUGCUUACAAUAUUAUUAUUCAAUUAUAAAAUAUCCCGCGUGUAUCAAGCAAUGUCGAUAUUCAUCUUUCUUGAACGAAGGGGCUCUUGAGUUUUCAGAAAGUUAUUGAGAUCCUAAUUUUUUUUAGCGCUAACCAAAUUUUGUAGCUCCAUUAACAAUUCAAUUAAUAUAUAAUUAUAACAUAUAAUUUUUGCAUUCCAUAGAAAAAUAGAAUAACUGCAGUGGUUGGUACCGGAUAACCUGCAACAAUAGACUGUUUACAAUCAAGUUUGAAGAAAUAUUUAUUUUCUAAUUUUGUUUUUUUUUUACGUAAAAUAAUUGAAUGCCAUGAAAUCCGCAAUACAAUUUAAUUUUGAACCCUCUCUUUUCCAUUUAAUUUGAAUGGCAUUAGUCUUGAUCGACGUCAUAAAAAUGUUAACUAUUUUUAUCAUAUUCCCAAAGGUUUAUAUCUCGGUAAGUAUUAUUGCGUAGCAUGUCCAAAUCAAAAUUAACGGCUUAAGGUUUUAUUAUAACGUAUAUAGCAUGACUGUAAACCCAACUAACAUUUUUCGCAGCUCAAAAUUUUAUUAUAUAACAACGGAUAUUUUAUAAGAAACCCCAGCUUUCAGAACAGUCUUUAUAGUUUUAUGAGAAAUCCAUUGGUAUUAUUGGUAAGAUGUCCGAUAAAUAUCAAGUUUCUGUCGCUUUAUCUAUAAAGACUUUAGUGUUGGUUACUUUGGUACUUUUAAAAACAUUAUAGCAAAAAAAUGCGCUUCAGCUCUAAUUAACCCACAUAGUCAGCUUCCGCUUUUAUCAGUUUCUCUUUUGCCUAUGAGACAAAUGGAAGUACAUUAUUUUACAGAUAAAGUUUUAACGUACAAAUAUCUUCUUGUUUUCCUCCAAAGGACUAUUCGUUUCCAACGUUGGCAAUUACCCUUGCUAUAAUGAACCUUUUUACUCUGAAUAAUUCAGUGGUUGUUUUACAAAACCAUGUUCUUAAGUUCUUCCACCAUGAUAUCCUACGCCUCCCGGGUCUCUCUUGUAACAGGUUUUUUCCUGGAGAAUAUCUUAAAUGAGACGUAUUUCUUUUCGUUUCGCAUUAUAUAUUAUAUAUUCAAUGUCAAUGACUCUACUCAGUAGAAGAGUGUGUAGAGAGUGCUUGUUAAAUAUCGUUUCCAAAUAAGUGAAUUUGGACACUCUUUCUGUUAGAUUCUCUAUGGUAAACAACUGAAAUUUCUGAUGUUCUGUUGACUUAUUAUCAUGAACUUGGUUUUACUGUUGUCAUUUUUAGACCAAAUUGUUCAUUGGCAUCGUAAACGUAAAACUUCAUCAUAUAGAAAAUAUUUUUAAAAAUGAAGUAUACUAUAAUAAGUUUAGUUACGUAGCCGUAUCGUGUUUUUUCCUUCUUGGUUCAAGCUUCCCAAUUCUCUUCUUCCAUCAACUCACCAAUUUGGAUUGGAUUAAUUUAUCCGCAACCAUCAAACCAUUAAUCAACAGGACACAUACCAAGUUAACAAAAGCCUAAUAAAACAAUAUAGUGUUCGUACCUUCUACAAUC
Messenger RNA from Cylas formicarius (sweet potato weevil), 3091 nucleotides. RefSeq names its product insulinoma-associated protein 1b-like. Gene Ontology annotation, molecular function: RNA polymerase II cis-regulatory region sequence-specific DNA binding; DNA-binding transcription repressor activity, RNA polymerase II-specific. The transcript is spliced from 5 exons. Gene Ontology annotation, biological process: regulation of cell cycle process; negative regulation of transcription by RNA polymerase II; neuron differentiation. Gene Ontology annotation, cellular component: transcription repressor complex; nucleus. NCBI's taxonomy places the organism in Eukaryota, Metazoa, Arthropoda, Insecta, Coleoptera, Brentidae. Bases 83 to 877 code for a protein of 264 amino acids. The record is from RefSeq and is a predicted model, not a curated record.